This is a messenger RNA of Spirodela intermedia, 920 nucleotides long. NCBI's taxonomy places the organism in Eukaryota, Viridiplantae, Streptophyta, Magnoliopsida, Alismatales, Araceae. The record is from the annotation of a GenBank genome assembly.
AUGCCUCUCACGAUGGUCGACGCUUCCGUCGUGGAUUUCGCGGCGGUGUUCCAGAAAUUCAAAGCAGACAGCCCACGGAAGAAGUUCCUCCUCUUCCUGGCGGACAAGGAUCCGAUCUCCUCGCUGAGUUGGUGCCCUGGUACGUCCUCCCGCCUCUGUUAUCGUCGUAGACUUGAAUUUGGGUGGUGGUUCGAAGCGUUGGCGGGGACUCUCGUUACCCUAUUUUGUUGAUCCGAGGGGUGAGGGAUCUAGGAUGAUUUGUCGGUUAUUAACCGGUAGAUAGAUCCAUAGAUCCCUCAGUCCUCCGGAAAAAGAGGAAACCAUUGAAUUAUAAUUUCCCUGCAGGUAGUGCCGAUAAAGUUUCUUCGUAAUUUGGCCGCAGAUCAUCCUCUUCGGCCCCGUCAGUCUAAGAUUCCGUCUAUCCAUGAAAAAGAAGAAGAAGAAGAAGAGUAGUAAACUAUCAGAUUAUCUUUUCCCUACAGUGUUGAUAAAAUUCUUCCUAAUCAGAGCACAGAUCAUCCCUCUUCGGCCCCAUCAGUCAAAAAUCCGGUGGAUCCAGAAAAAACUAUAAAUUAGUUUUCUUCGUAAUUUGAACGCAGUUCCUCUUCUUUUCCCCGAAAUGAAGAUGAUGACGAGCUACCCCUUCUUCCUCUUCCUCUUAUUUGAUGAUAGAUUGUAAUGUGGCGGAGCCGGUGAUAUACCAGAAGCUAGCGGCUUCGGCCGACGAGGUGGCCGUCCUGAGAGCCUUCGUCGGAGACCGGCCGACGUGGAGGAGCCCCGUUCACCCGUGGCGGGUUGACCCCCUGCUGAAGAUCAGGGGCGUCCCUACGCUCAUCCGCUGGGACGGCGACGCCAUCGCCGGCCGCCUCGAGGACUACGAAGCCCACGUCCCAAGGAAGAUCGACGCCCUCCUCGAGUGA